UAAAAAAAAUUUAGAACCCACCCCUGGCAGUAAUGGUUAACCUUUUCUGGACUGAGUGCCCAAAGCACGCCCGUACCCCCAAAAUGCAAUGUGCACAUGCCUCCCGUAUAUACCCCACCCCCUUCACAUGCGUGUACGGCCCCCUGCAUGACCCCGCCCCCCGUCCGUACACGAGCAGCUCACACAGAAGCCCCCUGCUGCCCCGCACGAGCGCUGCAGAGACCCCAAAACCAAAAAAAAAGUGGUGUUAUUAGCCAUCAAAACUCAAAAAUACACUUUUUCCCAACAAUUGUGGCCACUGCUGUAUCAAAGAGAGAUCCAACCUAGAACUUAAGGACAAAUUUCCUGACAGUGAGAACAGUUAAUCAGCGGAAUGGCUUGCCUUCAGAAGUUGUCAAUGCUCCAUCACUGGAGGCUUUCCAGAAGAGAUUGGACAGCCAUUCGUCCAGAAUUAUAUAAGAUCUCCUGCCUGAGCAACUCUGUUAUUCUGAAUAGAACGUGAAGUAGAUGGUUCUAGUUUUAGUCCUGGAGAAACAUCCCAUAUUUAGCAGAGAAGAUGAAUGGGGCAGCACAUCCACCUGAAUUUCAGAGGAGAAGGAAACUUCUCAGCUAGGUGAUGUUACCAUCCAGCUUGAUAUGACCCAAGAUCUACAGUAGUGGCCAAAAUUGUGGAAACCUUUUGGGAAAAGCGUAUUUUUGAGAUUUGAUAGCUAAUAACACCACUUUUUUUUUGAAGUUUCAAGAUAAUCCUAUUCCACUGCUGGAAUGGCCCUGGGAAUAGCCCAGACCUUCACCCAAUUAAAAAUCUAUGGAGCCGACUAAAGAAACUUCUUAGUCAGAAGCGACCCAGCAAUAAAACCCAGUUAAUAGAAGCCAUCAUUCAAUCUUGGUUUCACAUUAUAACAACUGCAGAACUAAAAGACUUGGUUCACUCCAUGGGAAGACGUUGUAAGGCCGUCAUUCAUGCUAAAGGUUACCCAACGAAGUAUUAACUGACAUGGGGAUCAUUUUUGUAUAUCUCGUUUUUCCUACGUGUUUCACUUUUCUUCUUUAUACUGUAACUGCUAUUCUAAUAGCAAACCCUUCAUAAAAGUGAUAGUAUUACAUUCUUGAUUAAAUUAUCUUUCCAUUGAUAUAGUAAGUAAGCUUUCUAUUGCGGUCAGAGACCAAAUUAAAAUACACAUAGAAAGGGAGUAUAUUUUACAAAUAUAUCCGUUGAUAUAUAAUUUUAUGGUACUACUCCCAAAAAAAGUGGUGUUAUUAGCUAGUUUUAGAAAAUACACUUUUCCUAAAAGGUUUCCCCAAUUUUGGCCACUACUGUAUGUGUAGUCCUUGAUUUACAACCUCAGCGUUUCAGUUGCUAAACAAGACAAGAUAAGUGGAUUUUGUCCCAUUUAGUGAAGUGAAUCAGCUGUUAAGUGAGUAACAUGGUUGUUAAGUGAAUACUUUUUAGAAAGUACACUUUUUCCAAAAGAUUUCCACAAUUUUGGCCACUACUGUUAAGAAGGUCUUGGUCAUUUCAGUCCUGUGUUGAGAAUAAGAGAAUGAAGGAAUGUCUUUUCCAAGACUGAAUGGUGGGUUGGAACUGAACAACUCCAGUCAGCUUAAAAUUCAGAAGAGCCCACUUUGCAAACAUGUGUAUUUGUGACAUUCACUUCGGAAUUAUGAAAAAUCCAAGGACGGACAUAAAACACACAGUGUGCGUUCCUUCUGCAAGCUAUGUAAAAUUGCUCCGGCCCUGGGAAUCUCACAGAGAGCCUGCGAAAUGGUUGCGCGGUGUGUGAGAUUUUCCCCGAACCCUUGUUCUAUGUUUGUAACUUUUCACCACCUGGUUGUUAAUUGUUCUUUUGUUUUUGCAAUUGAAUUGUGUCGGAGCCUCCCGGAGUCAGGCAGGUGAAGGAGGUGAUUAUAGAAAUUCAACAGAUCAAGCCAAAUAAUGGGCUGGGAAGUUUUGUUGCCUGUACUUUUGUGUGAGAAGGCACACAAAUGUAAGGGACACCAGCUCAGCCCCGCCCUCUGCUUCUACGGACUAUAAACUGUCACGACAGGCUUCUUAGAUAUUCAGGAAAAUCUUCUUCCUGUCCAGAGUGGUGGUGGUGGUGGAAUCUCUUCUUUUCCUGAUCAUCUGGAGAAGAUACCUCGGUGGGAAUUAUAGACCUUCCGCAAUGGUGCUAGGACGGAAGUGGCCAGGUUUCCUUCCUACGUUGUUUAUCCUGUUCUUUGCUGUGAAUAUCUUGUUUGUGAUGCACGUGAAACACGAAAUGCAGAGCCUAAGGAGGGAACCCGGCGGACAUCGAGAGCAACAAGCUUUGGAUUCCGCGAAGGAGAACGACUUCGUCGGACAUCUUGAAAAAAUCGAGGCCCUGUUCCUCAAUCUAUCAAAUUACAUAAAAUUAUCAGAGGGAAAAAAGAAGGCAGCAAAUGAAUUGAAUUUGCCCGAGAAGCCACACCAGGAAAUACAAGAAGACCAACAGGGCAAGGAAAACCGGAAGGAACCUGAGGCGCCUCCCAGGAUGCGGUUCCCAGAUUCUCCUCUGUUCCAGAGAUGGGGCAAAGAUUUAAUGGAGGACCAGCAAAUUGUAGCCCAGAAACUUUUCGAUAAGUACGGGUACAAUGUUUACCUCAGUGAUCGCUUGCCUCUGGAAAGGCCUUUGAAGGAUACCCGACCUCCCAGAUGUCGAGAGAAAAAAUAUUCGCAUGAUCUCCCAACCAUUAGCGUGGUCCUUAUAUUCUUUAACGAGGCUACCUCCAUCAUCUUACGUGCCAUCACCAGCAUAAUUAACCGAACACCGUCUCACCUCCUGAAAGAAAUUAUCCUAAUUGACGAUUUCAGUUCAAAUGAGGAACUUAAAGGUCCUUUGGAAGAACAUAUCAAAAAGUUCAACGACAAACAUCCUGGAUUGCUGAAAAUUGUGAGACAUGAAGAAAGGAAGGGCCUCACAGAAGCUCGGAUUUCUGGCUGGAGAGCAUCUCUGGCAGACGUGGUGGCUAUUCUGGAUGCACAUAUUGAAGUCAACACGAACUGGGCUGAACCAAUUCUCUCUCGGAUCAAGGAGGAUCACACCGUUAUCAUAUCACCGGUGUUUGAUAACAUCCGUUUUGAUGACUUCCAACUCACUCAGUACGCCGAGGCCGCUGAUGGAUUUGACUGGGCUCUUUGGUGUCUCUACGAGACCAUACCAGAAGACUGGUAUGCGCUGAAAGACCAAACGGCACCAAUCCGGAGUCCUUCUAUAAUGGGAAUACUUGCCGCGAACCGAGAAUUUUUGGGGAAGAUUGGUGUUCUGGAUGGUGGAAUGCACAUUUAUGGAGGAGAAAAUGUGGAAUUGGGCCUCAGAGCUUGGCUGUGCGGCGGGAGUGUUGAGGUCUUGCCGUGUGCAAGGAUUGCCCACCUGGAGCGAGCCCACAAACCCUAUUUACCGGAUUUGUCCCUUGCUGUGAGGAGAAACGCCUUACGUGUAGCAGAAGUGUGGAUGGAUGAAUAUAAGCACAUGGUCUACUACGCCUGGAACGUACCUCUUGAGAAUUCUGGGAUCGAUUACGGAGACGUUUCUUCUAGAAAAGAACUAAGGAAACGACUGAACUGCAAAAGCUUUGAUUGGUAUAUCAAAAAUGUCUACCCUAAUUUGGUACCUCAGGUUAACAUUGUAGGCUAUGGAACAAUGAAAAACACGCUAAGUAAGGAAAAUUGCAUAGAUCAAGGACCGGUUCCCGGGAACACUCCCAUAUUGUACGUCUGCCAUGGAUAUAGCCCACAGCACAUGUUCUAUCACAGCACUGGAGAAUUCUUUGUGGGAGGUUUACGAUCUCGGCGCAACACGGUUGACAGAUGCUUGACAGACUCCGGAGAAGGAAAGCUGCCAGUCAUCGAGCAAUGUGACGAAGCCCAGAGAAAAGGCCUGAACAUGCACUGGGAUUUCAUGCAAGGAUUAUCUGUAAUCAACAGGAAAACGAAACGGUGUCUUGAAAUCGCGAAGGAUCACGGAUCCCCCUAUUAUAUUCUAGUUAUGCAAAAUUGCACAGGACAAAAAUGGUUUAUUCAAAACACCGUCAAGCAAUGGGGGAAGCAGCCAUAAGGCAGCGGGUAAGUUUUUCUUCGAUUCCGAAAGGAAGCUGCAGGGUAGCACAGAGACUAAUGGGCAUAGUCUGACUUUUUUUUUUUCCAGUCAGGGAAUACAUUGGAAGAUUGUUACCUGAUUUUUGAUUCUGGUGUGUGUGAUUACUUGCGACCACAACUGAGCCCCAGAUUUCUGCUGUUAAGCAGGACGGUCGUUAAGUGAGUUUUGCCCCGUUUGACGACCUUACUUGCGACCACAACUGACCCCCAAAUUUCUGCUGUUAAGCAGGACGGUCGUUAAGUGAGUUUUGCCCCGUUUGACGACCCUACUUGCCAGAGUUGUUCCUUCGGAAGAGGAAGAAGACUUCAAAUCCACCAAAACGCGUGACGUUCACAAGUUGUUAUCUUAACUUUCUCUUCUGUCAACUGAACAAUCGCAGAUUCUUUCAAGCCAUUUCCGUGAAUGCUCCCCCCCCCGUUAAUAUUGUUAAUAAUCGUUAAACUUUCCACUGGAAUAGCUGACCAACGUUUUAAUGUUUUAUUUCGGAAUACCAGCCAAGAUGCUACUGGAAUCAGGGUGGGUUCUAAAAGUUUUUACUACUGGUUCUGUGGGCGUGGCUUAUUUUGUGGGCGUGGUUUGAUGGUCAUGUGACAAUUAUAUAGAAUUUAGCAGAAGCUGUACCAGUCUCCCCAUUUGUUCUUGGAGCGUUCCAGUCUACCCAUUUGUUUUUGGAGCGCACUGGUCUAC
Molecule: messenger RNA, 4805 nt
Organism: Pantherophis guttatus
Lineage: Eukaryota; Metazoa; Chordata; Lepidosauria; Squamata; Colubridae
Gene: GALNT8
Product: polypeptide N-acetylgalactosaminyltransferase 8
Biological process (GO): protein O-linked glycosylation
Cellular component (GO): Golgi apparatus
Molecular function (GO): polypeptide N-acetylgalactosaminyltransferase activity
Source: RefSeq, a predicted model, not a curated record